AUGCCGCGGGAACGGCCGCAGAGCUCCCGGCACUCCAAGCUGGAGAAGGCCGACAUCCUGGAGAUGACCGUCAAGCACCUGCGGAGCCUCCAGCGAGCCCAGAUGACCGCUGCGCUGAGCACAGACCCCACGGUGCUGGGCAAGUACCGCGCCGGCUUCAGCGAGUGCAUGAACGAGGUGACACGGUUCCUCUCCACCUGCGAGGGCGUCAACACUGAGGUGCGCACCCGGCUCCUGGGCCACCUGGCCAGCUGCAUGACCCAGAUCAACGCCAUGAACUACCCUGCGCCCCCCCCACCGCCCCCGCUGCCACCAGCCGCAGCCUUCGGGCCACCCCUGGUGCCACCGGGCAGCGGCACGGGGCCGCUCCCGGGCAUGCCCUGCAAGCCGGGCACCGACGCAGCCAAGGUGUAUGGUGGCUUCCAGCUGCUGCCGGCUUCUGAUGGGCAAUUUGCCUUCCUCAUCCCCAGCACUGCCUUUGCUCCUGGCGGUGCUGUGCUGCCCCUGUACGGCGGGCCACCCCAGGCGGCCCCCAUGCCACUGGCCUCACCGCCUGGCCCGCCACCUGGCACGGCCGACUCGGUCUGGAGACCCUGGUGAGGGUGGUAGGCAUCGGACUGAACUGAGCACUGCACCCCGUGCUGCUGGCACGGCUGUACAUAGGUUAUAUGUUCAUAUUGGAUUGUGCCUUUGUACCAUAGCACUCCCUUGACAGUGUUUCGUGUUUUACACGAGAUCUUUUUUCUCCCUUCCCUCCCCUUCCUUAUGUGACAC
Molecule: messenger RNA, 774 nt
Organism: Nipponia nippon (crested ibis)
Lineage: Eukaryota; Metazoa; Chordata; Aves; Pelecaniformes; Threskiornithidae
Source: RefSeq, a predicted model, not a curated record